AUGUGGGCCGGGAGCUUGGCUUUUAACAUGACGACGCAUUGUCCAAACACGGAGUUCCUUGGUGUUGAAAUCAAACCAAUCUAUCCGAGUCAAAUAAAGUCGGCAAAUGUACACUUCUAUCAGUAUGAUUUGAUGCAAUUGGAACAAUUAUGUUUCGAGGAAAAGUCAUUUGAUAUGGUUCGAAUAACUCAUAUGCAUCUUACGAUUACUGAAGAUAAUCAUGUCAUAAUACUUGAGAAAAUGCUAAAGAGUAUUGAAGGAAGCGCCGUUCCUGAUCUUGAAAAUAUGCUUCUCGCUACUGAACAAUUAAUAAACGUUCGACAGGACAUACGGAUAAUAAGACUUGGCCCAUCUGGUGGUAUCUCUGGAGAGUUAUUUUUAACCAACAUUGAAGAAUUUUUUACUGGUAACAUCAGCGAGAUGUUAUCGGAGUUGUUGGUCAUGACUUCAAAAGAAUACGAACAGUUUUGGCAGCAAUUUAAUGCUGAGUGUAUUAAAUUGGGAACUGGAAUUCCGUUAACCAAAACUUGGGACAGAAAAUUGCUAUUUAACUUUUGGCUGUCAUCCUUGAAAAAAUUUUUCAAUAACUUCCAUAUACAGUCAAAGUCCUUUACAACGACGCCAUAUACACCGGAUUUGGCUUUAAUCGAAGCCACGUUGAUCUAUCUACAUAUGUAA
Messenger RNA from Ambispora leptoticha, 678 nucleotides. NCBI's taxonomy places the organism in Eukaryota, Fungi, Glomeromycota, Glomeromycetes, Archaeosporales, Ambisporaceae. The record is from the annotation of a GenBank genome assembly.